CUAUAUAACAGCCCCGUAAUAGUGGCCUGCUCCAGUCUUCUCCUCUGUACCAUGAGGACUUUACGAGUCCUGACACUUCUUUCGGCAGCAGUCCUGCUUUGCAGCGCUGCCCCAGGUUUGGCGCCACUAACAUGCAGUGAAGGUAACGGUCCGGCGGCAGCAGACAAGGCAGUGCAUCACAUCAAUGAGUAUCACGACCAUGGCUACAAAUUCAGACUGCAUGAAGUUCAAGGAAACAGUGUGGAACAGGUUGAUGGUGGAUGUAAUGUAAAGUUGCAGCUGGAUCUUCGGGAGACAAAAUGCCACACUACCAACCCGAAACCCUUUGAGGACUGUGAACUACGUGAAGAGACAGAGCGGGCAGUGAAGGCCAACUGCACUGUGUUGAUGACUAUAAAAGAUGGUGAUGCCACCAUAACCAAAUAUGAAUGUGACACACGACAAGUAAAUACUAACUCGGAGAUGGUACGCAUCUGCCCUGACUGUCCCGUGCUGCUGCCUCUCAACGACUCUGAAGGUCUCAAGUCUGUUCAUGAAGCAACAACAGAAUUCAACAAGAACACCAGUAACCAGCACUACUACAUCUUGAAGGAAGUGGGACGGAUAUCAUCUGGGUAUAUAAUGACAUCUGGAAUGAACUACUAUGCUGAGUUUGCCCUUGUGGAGACUCGUUGCCCAGUGGGCUCUAGAAUCGUAAUUGAGGCAUGCACUCCGCUCUGUCCUGACAGAGCUCGUCAUGCUUUCUGCAAGUCAUCUUACUCCAGUGAAAAUGGACUCCUGUCCAAUGACUGUGAUUUCUAUCCUGCAGAGAACACUACUGCCCUUGGGCCUGGUGAGAAGGAGCCUGACUGUAGACAUCAUGGAAGACACCGUCCACAUGGUCAUGGUCACCAUCACCAUCAUAAUGGAAGUGGAGGACGCCCUCCACAUGCUCACGACCAUGGUCAUGGCCCUCCUCCUCCUGGUGGCAAAGGACGACACCCUCCACACGAUCAUGAACAUGGUCAUGGCCCUCCUCCUCCUGGUGGCAAAGGAGGACGCCCUCCUCAUAGUCAUGGUGGCCCCCCUCCACAUGCUCACGACCAUGGUCAUGGCCCCCCUCCACAUGCUCACGACCAUGGUCAUGGCCCUCCUCCCCAUGCUGGCAAAGGAGGACGCCCUCCUCAUAGUCAUGGUGGCCCCCCUCCACAUGCUCACGACCAUGGUCAUGGCCCCCCUCCACAUGAUCAUGAACAUGGUCAUGGCCCUCCUCCUCCUGGUGGCAAGGGUAAAGGGUCAUUUCAUCCCCUACGGCGCUUUCAUCCAUGUCACAGAUUCCUAGUCAAUCCUGACCCAGCUCUCCACCCUAUUUGCCCCUGGCCUCUUCCUCACCGCACACACAACUAAUCCAGAAUUAGCCGAGCAUUGCCAAAUAAAGAACAUGGUUGUUUUGCGUACAAUGUGCCAAAAUAUAGUGCAUACAAAAUAAACCAUCUAGGUGUUGAUUACUUGAAA
Oreochromis niloticus (Nile tilapia) is the source of this 1494-nucleotide messenger RNA. RefSeq names its product histidine-rich glycoprotein. Gene Ontology annotation, cellular component: extracellular matrix; extracellular region; blood microparticle. Gene Ontology annotation, molecular function: cysteine-type endopeptidase inhibitor activity. The transcript is spliced from 7 exons. Bases 52 to 1386 code for a protein of 444 amino acids. NCBI's taxonomy places the organism in Eukaryota, Metazoa, Chordata, Actinopteri, Cichliformes, Cichlidae. The record is from RefSeq and is a predicted model, not a curated record. Gene Ontology annotation, biological process: negative regulation of endopeptidase activity.